AUGUCGUCCGCCGACGCCGCCGACUACGGCUUCAAGCGCUUCCGCGUGUCCAAAGCUUGCAUCGUCUGUCGUCUUCGCAAGACAAAGUGCAACGGCGAGCAGCCGUGCGAUCGCUGCAAGGCCCACUCGGCGGAGUGCAAGUACGAGACCAUCGAAUCGCCCGCUCCCAAACGUGUCAGUCGGACCGGUUCAUCAUCCUCGAUUCCCAAUGCUGGUCGUGGUUCGCAAGGCAGAGACAACAACGAUGAUGACGACAGCGACGAUGCCUCGGCUGCCAAUCCUGCUGACGCUGCUGCCCAGGCAAGAGCUGCGAAGCGCCAGAAGCGGGCCAUGAUUGAUCAGAUUGCAGACCGUCGAUGGGGUGACAGACUGCCUUCACGCUCCUCCAACAACGCGCGCAAGUCUGGCUACGUUCAGCAUCAUCUCGAGCUCUACGCCUCCGUCGACCAGGAUGAGCCCGCAGGCCACGACACCGACCUACACACAGAAGAUGGCAUUCGUGCGCACGACCAGAACACGGGCAACAUGCAGUUCUACGGCUUUACAUCCAAUUUCAACUUCCAGCACCGGCUAGCACAGACCGUAGAAGCGCUCCGAUUGCGCGAGCAACAUCAGCACGCAACAAGCAGCGGUUCGUCUAGAGGAGGGCCAUCGUCUGCGACCAAUGGCACAUCAGUAGGCGGAGACAAGGGUCGUCGCUCAUCUCAUCUUCCCGAGAGUAUGAAGCUCUGGGGCCACCAAGAUAUCAUCUUCCGACAGACUUUGUCAGACAAGUCCUUCCCCACCCUGGAUGCCUGCAAAGACGCCGUCGGCGACUCGACCUUCCUGCCGCCGUCCAUCGUCGAUCGCUUCAUCGAGAACUACAUGACGCUCAUCCAGCCACAGCUCGGUGCAGUGCCCAAACGGCAGAUCGUCAAGUGGGUCAAGGAUGCUAAAGCCCUCGGCUACCUCUCACGUGGCUUCUCCGGUGUCCCUUCCAUGGCCGCAUCGGGUCCUGGCAAUGCUCCAGCGGGCCAGAAGCUCGGUCCCGCUCCAAUGCGUACCAACGAGUUGGCGGCGCUCUAUGUCGUCCUUGCGUUGGGUGCUUUGAUGGACGAAGGAGAUUGGGAAGACUGCUUCGCGCCAGUCUCGCUUACUCGAGAAGGUGCCAUCGCUUGCGCCACAACUCUCUUUCUUCUCGCAAAGAAGCGUCUCGAAGAGAUUGUCGAGAACUCGAGCAUCCAAAGCGCACGCUGUCUCGUGCUCAUGAGCUUCUUCUCACUCCAGUGGUCAAGUCCCAACGUUGCCUACCUCUACAUCGGCUAUGCAGCACGCAUGUGCAUCUCAAUAGGGCUUCACCGCGAGACGUUCUACUCGCCAAACAAUCCACGGAGUGCGGAACACCAACAGCUGUGGUGGACAUGCUAUGGAAUCGAGAGGAUGAUCUCGACCUGGUUCGGUCAGGCGUCCGCAAUCCGCGACGACGACGUCUCGGCGCGCUUGCCGCAACCUGACAACUCGCACGACGCCUACUUGCUCGUAUACGCCCAGAUCGCACGUAUCUGCUCGGACAUGAGCAGACUCUCCGCCAACCCGCCGGCUAACGCCCACGACGUUCUGCUCGCAUCCGAACGCAUGGAGGCAGAGAUGCUGCGCAUCCGCCACGAGGCGCCCAGAGAGCUUGCAAUCGGACUGCGCGAUGGGUUCAGUCGCGAUGCAGACGACGACUCCGAUUCGUCUGAUCUGGUGGUGCGCCGCUACUCUGUCACCAUCCUGUGGUGGUAUUUGCGUCUGCUCAUACACAGCCCGCUCGUCAUCUUUGCGCUGUACUGCCGCUCGAUUGGAACCGACAUCCCCCGAAGCGUGCUCGACAAGACGCACAGCUCUGCUCGCGCGGGUCAGCAGCUGAUUGACGCCAUCUCGAAUGCAAGGAGCGACAUGCCACGACCAGGUCUCGAUAACAUGCGCUUCGGCAGCUUCUAUCUCGACUCGGCGUGCACCAUUGUGUUGGCAGCCAUCCUGUGCGACCCGAGCAACCAGGAGCUUGCGUUCGGGUAUUUGGCUUCGAUCGACAGGGCGAUCAAGUACCUGGAGAAGAAGGAGCGAAUCUACGCGGAUCACGGCACCACGGCGUCGCUGCAAAAGGCAAGGGACUUGGUGGUGUUGGCGCGGCAGGUGGUCAGAGCAGCAGCCGGGCAAUCAGCGAGCUCCAAGGUGAACGAUCAGAACGCCGCUCGUAGCAAGAGCGUGGCGGCGGCUGCUGCGGCAUCGGCAGCAUCUCCAAAUGGCGGCAACAGCACGGUGAACAGCUCGGCAGAUGCAGCCAGCAGACUGCCUCGUAGCCGGCUCACGUCGACCUUCUCGACCAGCUCGGAACGAGGUACAGCAGCAGCUGAUGAGGACGGAAGUGGAGAAGACGGCUCGAGCACACCCAAUGUGGCCCCGACCUCUCUGCACCGCCUUGGCUCCGCAGGUAUUUCAGGCAACAACCCGGCCAUGGAUCUAUCGGUCGCCUCGCUCGUCGGUCCAUCAUCUUCUUCUGCAAGCCCAGCCUACAGGCCUCAGUCGGGCAACACCCCGAGCGCAACAAUGGCACCCGAUGCAGCGUACAACGAGGGCAAGAGCUACGCCAACGAGCGCGACGAAUGGAUGCAAUACUUCCUUUCGAAUUUCGACUGGCUCUCUCAACCGGGCACAACGCCUCAACCGCUCCAUCCCAGUGGCAAUGGCGGCACGAGCAUGUCGCCUGGCUUCAACACCGCGGGGACCCCAGGUUCUGUUGGUAGGAUGUUACCGAGCCAUCUCAACGGCAGAGGUGCGACAGCGCUGGCAUCGCCUGGUCUGAGCUCGCCUGGAAGUGCGGGUGGGCCCGCCUCGUUGAGCGAGCUCGACAUUGGACUGCUCAUGGGUGGAGUCAGCGUCAUGGAAGGCGUCACGGAUCUCAACGGGGGUGCAGCUGGCGAGAAUGGCAGUGCAGGUGCCGCUUAG
Kalmanozyma brasiliensis GHG001 is the source of this 2967-nucleotide messenger RNA. RefSeq lists its product as uncharacterized. Bases 1 to 2967 code for a protein of 988 amino acids. The record is from RefSeq and is a predicted model, not a curated record. NCBI's taxonomy places the organism in Eukaryota, Fungi, Basidiomycota, Ustilaginomycetes, Ustilaginales. Gene Ontology annotation, biological process: DNA-templated transcription; regulation of DNA-templated transcription. The transcript has a single exon. Gene Ontology annotation, molecular function: zinc ion binding; DNA binding; DNA-binding transcription factor activity, RNA polymerase II-specific.